AUGACGAAAUUCAAGUUGGCGAUCCUUCGCGCAAACGGCAUAGUACCGCCCUUCAUUCGGGUCCACGUAAAAAAGUUAUUCUCCCUAUGCAAUUUUCCUGCUCUUUUGACUUCCGGUGUGCUGCGACUUGAAGAAUUACAGAACUCUCCCAUCGAGGAUUAUCCAGCGGAGGUGUUCAUGGAGCUAAUAGAUUCAUAUCCCGGUCUUUUAGCUCGUCUAACGGAUGGCGAUGAGGAGGAUAUCAUCAACGUGGGAGAAUUACUGGGUAAAGGGGCCUCAGGUGUGUGGGGCGACGAUACCAAGACCCUAAAAUCUGCUGUCCUCGAAUGGCUCGUGCCCAGAGGACAACCACUCAUCCCGCCUCUCUCCCGGAACAUCAAGUCGGACCAUGGCUUUAAUCACGAAGUUACCGGUAGAUUGCUCUGCCCUGCAGGCCUUGACUGGUCAAACGUAGAAACCAAGCAAAGUCUGAAGAGCGGUGAAACCGCAGUUCAUGGUGACCAGUGGCCCAUGUUCUUAUAUGCUGGGUACGACUACGAUCCCGAUGAUCCAUGGAAGGGCUUGCUAAGGAGUGAGAUACUAACUUUCUCGGUGGAUAAAGAGCCAAAGGCUACGCGCUCCGGCAAUGCUUACCUACAUGUGUUUUCGUGCACUGACAUGGUCACGGACUCCGAGAAUUUUUAUCAUAGCAUUCUUGACUUACUGGAGGAUCCUGAUGAGAUUGAGGAAGUUACUGACCUUAUGACGUGGUGGAUGCGUUGGGUUUUUCCUAAUUCUUCUUCUUCACAGCACAGUAUCAGCAAAAAUAGCACGCUGUCCAAGAUUCAGGAAAAAUGCGCUGCCUUGCAAGAACUAGUCAGCGCUGCUGACACUAAUUAG
Suillus discolor is the source of this 879-nucleotide messenger RNA. RefSeq lists its product as uncharacterized. The transcript is spliced from 8 exons. The coding region runs from base 1 to 879 and encodes 292 amino acids. The record is from RefSeq and is a predicted model, not a curated record. NCBI's taxonomy places the organism in Eukaryota, Fungi, Basidiomycota, Agaricomycetes, Boletales, Suillaceae.